UACCAGCCUUCUUGGGCGCACAAGAUCUUUUUACUCACUCACAUUAUAUUCUUUGUUCUUUCCCGCUGGCUGGUGCUAAACGUUUACGACAUGGACUUCUCACGUCUACAGCACCUUGGACCGGACUUUUUGGCAUCAAAUGUCUCUGCGACCAGCCUACCUUCUUCAUUUUUGGAUAGCUUCGUUCCUGGCUAUGGCAUCCUUUCGCAGAUCAUUCUGCGUCUGUUCGGUAUUGACAUAGGCCUAGUCGCCUCCGGUUGUGUUGUCAUAUUUGGUCUCUCACACGCUGCUUCCUUCCUCAACUCACAUGUAUACUCCUACUUUGACCGUUACUUUACAUCUUCUAUCUCCAUCGACGGCGACGACGAACUAUACGGGGAAGUUGUGGGUUGGGUCACACAGCAAAGGAUGACGAGGAUUAGCAGAGAUCUCAGAGCACACACAAAGCCGCGAAAUACCCAUCAUGACUCCGAUGACGACAAUGACGACGACAACGACAUGUCAGGUGAUGAUGGAAUCUUCAACUACGGGAGAUGGGCUAGCAAUGUCCCGCCACGCUACGAACCCAACUACGGGUUAGACAGGUUCGUCUACGACGGCCGCACGUUCACUUUGUCUAGGGACAGGAAAGACAAGAAGAACUGGUGGGGAGAUCAGUACGACGAGUUCAUGACCAUCCGCUGCAUCGGUCGAAGUACGCAACCCAUCAAGGAUCUUCUUCUCCACGUCAAGCAAUGGACUUUGAAGAACGAAAACAAAACCACAAGCAUCUAUCGCCCACUACCCAAGAAUGAGAAUAGCGGCGGCGAAACCAGAUGGGAGAGACAGUCGAAUCGAGCAUCGCGACCCAUGCGCACUGUGUCCCUUGGUCGCGACGAAAAGAAACUCAUCGUCAGCGACAUCAAUGAGUACCUCCAGCCUGAGACAAGGCGCUGGUAUGAUGCACGAGGCAUUCCGUAUCGACGAGGCUAUCUUUUCCACGGGCCCCCAGGUACAGGCAAGACUUCACUAUCGUUUGCCCUAGCCGGCAUUUUCGGACUACACAUCUACUGCAUCUCCCUAAGUGAGGUUGGUCUUACUGAAGCUGAUCUAAACAUGCUGUUCACCGAGCUCCCACGACGUUGUAUUGUUCUGUUGGAGGACAUUGACUCUGCCGGCUUGCGUCGCGACGACGAUCCGCCACCCAUUGAACCUACCACACCGACUACACCAGGCAGUGCAAAGACGCCUGGAAACGAGCCUCCUGGACCUCGAAAGAGUCUGAUCAGCCUGGCUGGACUGCUCAAUGUCAUCGACGGCGUCGCAUCUCACGAAGGCCGCGUCCUCAUCAUGACCACCAACCACCCUGAGAAUCUAGAUGAUGCUCUCACCAGACCCGGACGAGUGGAUGUUCGCAUUCCGUUCUCACUAGCGACGCACACUCAGAUCAAAGAUAUCUUCAUGCGCAUGUAUGGUACCGACGACGAUGCACAGAAGUCGAGCGAUGCAGACCAAACAAAGCCCUUAUCAAAGCCAAAAACCAAGGGCGCCAGUAGUUUGGAUGACGACGAAGACGAAGACGACAUCGAAGACUUGCUGUUCGAGAAGCCCGUUACCCAGACCCUCGACAAGGUCACUUUGAAACAGAUGGCACAAGAUUUCGCGGACAAGCUACCAGAGGGAAGGUUCUCGCCUGCAACUAUCCAGGGCUACCUUUUGACAAGAAAGCGAGAGCCCCAAAGAGCUUUGAGUGAAGCUUGCAAAUGGAGAGACGAACAGCUCAAAGCUAUGGAGGAGAAGAGGAAAUGAGUUGUUCAACCGCAGUUGUCGACAUUGAGUUCGGAAGAUGGUUGUCUCGAAGAUGUCAUCAGGCCGUCUAAGCAGCCUGAUAAGGCUAUGCGGGAUCGGCUGACGCUUGUUUAGUGCAUUAAUGAGGGCUCUUGGCAAUACAGGAUAUGUGGGUGUGGCGUUAACGGGCAUGGGCUAGCGAGAGUACGAGGUCAGAUCAGCUGGUGAGGCUCCUGCUCCAGUCCCUCUCAUAAUGCAGCAUCAAGACCACCACAACCUCCUUGAAUAACCCAAAAUCAAAUGAGAA
Messenger RNA from Macroventuria anomochaeta, 2074 nucleotides. RefSeq names its product P-loop containing nucleoside triphosphate hydrolase protein. NCBI's taxonomy places the organism in Eukaryota, Fungi, Ascomycota, Dothideomycetes, Pleosporales, Didymellaceae. The transcript has a single exon. The record is from RefSeq and is a predicted model, not a curated record. Gene Ontology annotation, cellular component: mitochondrial inner membrane. The coding region runs from base 91 to 1788 and encodes 565 amino acids. Gene Ontology annotation, molecular function: ATP hydrolysis activity; ATP binding. Gene Ontology annotation, biological process: mitochondrial respiratory chain complex III assembly; protein insertion into mitochondrial inner membrane from matrix.